This is a messenger RNA of Magallana angulata, 1310 nucleotides long. Its product is annotated as LHFPL tetraspan subfamily member 2a protein-like. Bases 541 to 1125 code for a protein of 194 amino acids. The record is from RefSeq and is a predicted model, not a curated record. Gene Ontology annotation, cellular component: membrane. NCBI's taxonomy places the organism in Eukaryota, Metazoa, Mollusca, Bivalvia, Ostreida, Ostreidae. The transcript has 3 exons.
CAUCUUUUAUUGAAUCCAGAGUGGUUAGGAGAGACCUAACCAGCUAGCUACAGAGGCCCUCGCUUUCUUACUUUAUUGGAAUCGAUGGGAUUUGACAAAUUACACUCAAACUUUCUGCUUAUAAUAUCGGGGGAUGCAAAGUCGUUCGAACGGUCAUAGUAAAACUCGGAUUUCAUUUUAUUACUCUGGACGAAGUUCAUUGAACGGAUUUCUCGGAAUCUGAUAUUUUUCUUAACAUACAUACAUAUAUAUACUUAUUAUCUAAUUUGGUAUUUCCACUGUGCACAAUCAAGUCGUAUUAUGCCUUUAUUCAUCGCUUGUCUAUGAAUGGGGAAUAUUGAUUGAUUGCAGCCGGAGUAAGAAUCAAGGAGUAGAGGAACUUACGGACUUUUGUGCAACAAGUGCCCUGACUCCAGGCUUUUUAUUCGUGAUAACGAGCUUUGAUACGGGAGAAAUCAGCGGCCUGUCUGCACCGUGGACUGCAACACGUCCAAGGGGACCGAGGUCAUCGAAGGAGAACAAGAUGUUUGGGCCAUUGACAUGAACUCCCCCGUAUUACUGAUAUGGACUUUCCUGUCGAUUCUGGUCUCUGCCCUCGGAACUUACUCCUUCAUCCAGCCCAUCUGGAUCGUCACUCCAAAUCAGACCGGAAGUUUCGGGCUAAUCAGCACGUGCGUCACGGUUCUAGACGUCGUCAGUCAGGACUUUGGAAAGCAACGUUGUGAGUUCUAUGGCGGAUAUUUCAACCUGGGCAGUCUCCCGUCCGGGGCGUGGCAGGCGUCGUGCACUCUUUUUGGUGGCGGAUGUAUAUUGCUGUGCUGCGGUGCGUUCCUGGCGGUGUGUACGUCAUGCAUUCCUAACGACGCCGUCAAAUCCGUCACUGUCAUGGCGGGCUACGUGCAGUUCAUCGCAGUGCUGGUGAUGAUUGCCGGUCUUUUCAUUUAUCCUUUGGGAUUCAAUUCCAAGUUCAUCCGGAAACAUUGCGGGGGCGGAUCCAGUAUGUACAAUAGUGACCAGUGUGAGGUGGGCUGGGGCCUCGUUCUGGCGGUGGUGGGGACAGCUCUGGCAAUGUUUUGUCCUGUCCUGUCUCAUUAUACAGACAUGCAAACCACGGAUCUUCUCUGAUGCCAAGCAUCUUUGUUGUAUAGUACUUCAUUAUGCAUUUACCACCAUAUUAUGUAAUGUAUGUGUGUUUACUUGUUAGAUUGCAUUAAAUGUGGGGGCAUUGAUUGCUAGCUGUGGUUGAGUUAGUUCGGUACAGAUUUUAUAUGAUAUUCAAAUAAACGACAAAGAACUGCAACGACCCCACU